Branchiostoma floridae (Florida lancelet) is the source of this 595-nucleotide messenger RNA. RefSeq names its product ribosomal protein S6 kinase alpha-3-like. Gene Ontology annotation, biological process: protein phosphorylation. The record is from RefSeq and is a predicted model, not a curated record. The transcript has 6 exons. NCBI's taxonomy places the organism in Eukaryota, Metazoa, Chordata, Leptocardii, Amphioxiformes, Branchiostomatidae. Gene Ontology annotation, molecular function: ATP binding; ribosomal protein S6 kinase activity. Bases 44 to 595 code for a protein of 183 amino acids.
UUGUUUGUUUAUUUGUGACUCCUUCUGUGGUACAGUAGAGUACAUGGCUCCUGAAGUGGUGAACAGGAGGGGACACAACCAUACUGCUGACUGGUGGUCGUACGGAGUCCUUAUGGUAGGUGUUUGUUUGUUUGUUUGUUUUAUUUGUGGCUGGUUCUGUGGUACAGUAGAGUACAUGGCCCCUGAAGUGGUGAACAGGAGGGGACACAACCAUACUGCUGACUGGUGGUCGUACGGAGUCCUUAUGUUUGAGAUGCUGACUGGUGCCUUACCAUUCCAAGGACAGAAUAGGAAGGAUACAAUGACAAUGAUUCUCAAGGCCAAGCUGGGCAUGCCCCAGUUCCUGAGUCCUGAAGCACAGAGUCUGCUGAGGAUGCUGUUCAAGAGGAACCCACAGAACAGACUAGGUGCAGGUGCAGAUGGUGUAGAAGAGAUCAAGAGGCAUAAUUUCUUUGCCAGUAUCGACUGGGAGAAACUGUUGAAGAAGCAGGUGCCGCCACCUUUCAAACCGGCCGUGACUCGAGACGAGGACGCUUUCUACUUCGACACAGAAUUUACAUCCAGGACGCCCCGAGACUACCUUAGCAAGGGUUGA